GACAACAAUCCUAUCUUGGAUAUCCCACGUGAAUUCUUCAUGGACAUGGGGAACUUGGAAGAUUUUGAUUGUGGCUAUUGCGGAUUAGGUCCAACUCUGCUGAACGGCUCCAUGGAAUUCCACAGUCCAGCAUUAAAAUUCAUAUAUUUAAACGACAACGGGAUCUCAAGGAUGGAAUCUCAUGCUAUUACAGCGUUCAACACCAAGUCCCCUUCUAUUAUCCGUAUGCCAGAUGGAAUCAUGUGUGACUGUAGCAUUGCAUGGUUCGUACUCACUCCUGAGUUACGAGGAAGCGUCAAAGGUUACUGCCCAGACCACACACGGUUUGAUGAGCUGCACCCAGAGGACUUUCAAGACUGCAUCAUGAAGGAUCCUACAGCCGAAUCUUCCACCUGGAUCACUUCCGAUCAGAAAUAUUGA
Molecule: messenger RNA, 420 nt
Organism: Darwinula stevensoni
Lineage: Eukaryota; Metazoa; Arthropoda; Ostracoda; Podocopida; Darwinulidae
Source: the annotation of a GenBank genome assembly